This is a messenger RNA of Acipenser ruthenus (sterlet), 4136 nucleotides long. RefSeq names its product N-acetylneuraminate 9-O-acetyltransferase-like. The record is from RefSeq and is a predicted model, not a curated record. The transcript has 18 exons. Lineage: Eukaryota; Metazoa; Chordata; Actinopteri; Acipenseriformes; Acipenseridae. Gene Ontology annotation, molecular function: N-acetylneuraminate 9-O-acetyltransferase activity. Bases 276 to 2858 code for a protein of 860 amino acids. Gene Ontology annotation, cellular component: Golgi membrane.
CUGCGCAGAAUGAUCUCUGUGAACACACGCUAUGAAUCACCUGUCCUCUUCAACUUAUUUGAAAGACAAAUAAGAAACUAGACGCUUAUAUGCUUCAGACAGCCCACAGACAAGUUAAAGUGCAGUGUUGGAAGGGUGUUUUUGUUUGACUUUUGGACGUUUGUAAUUUAACGUUUGUAAUUUAACUGUUACCAAGUUUCUUGAAACAUGAAAGCCUGAAUAGAACGUAUACCUUUUUCGUUGUUUUAGUUUAAAUAAACUGUUGUAAAUGCAAUAUGAGCGAUCCUAAAGUAACUUUAGAGAACUCGUGUGAGGCAGCCCCUGCACUAGGAGCAGCACCGGAAAGCAAUGAAGGUGAAACGACCAAAUCAACUGCAGAAAGUGCAGCGGGCUUCUACGCGCAUAUCUCCCGGCUGAGCACUACCGCUGCGUCUCGUCUGUCUGAUUGUUGUCAUGGAGGAUCCAAGAUGGCGGUCCUGGCCUAUAGCCGAGGCAAACGAGAGAUAAACCAGUAUUUUAACAUAGAAAAUGCCAAAUUGCUCGCUCUAGUGGCUGUCUUUCUGCUCCUCAUAUUUCACUCAGUAUACCGGAAUUAUGGAGGUGGCGACACCUGUGAGCGUCUUCUCUCCAGUGGUAGAUUGCUGGGCGAGAAUGCAUGGCAACCUUAUGGGUGUAUGAUGCACAGAUAUAAAAGCAAUGAAGCGAAGAGCUGCCUUUCUGAGAAGCACAUAGCAUUUAUAGGAGAUUCCAGAAUUCGACAGCUUUUCUAUUCAUACGUUAAUAUAAUAAACUUUGAAGUUAAAGAAGGAGGAAUGAAGCAUGAAAACAUUGCUUUUGAAGACGGAAGUGCUUCUCUGAAAGUGGACUUCCUAUGGCAUACAGAAGUUAACAGUUCUAUGAAGGAAUCUUUAACAUCUUGGACAUUAGAGGGUACCUCACUAAAACCAGACAUGAUUGUUUUGGGAGCAGCUACUUGGUCCAUUAAGUUACACAAUGGCAGCACUGAAGCCCUCAACCAAUAUAAAACCAACCUCACAUCAAUGGCACAGCUUUUGGAGAAGCUGGCGGAACAUGGUGAAGUUAUCUGGGUCCUGCAAGAUCCAGUGCUUGAAGACCUUCUUCGUGACGACAGAAAAAUGAUCACUAAUCAGCAAAUAGACUUGUACAAUGAAGCAGCUCUAAGCAUACUCAACAGCAUAAACAGCGUUUCCAAAGCCAAGGUUCAGAUCCUGCGUGCUUCCAGGUUGGCAGCUGAACAGACCAUCAGUAAAUCCCUGGAUGGUUUACAUCUCCCCAAAAGUACAAGAGAUAUUAGUGCAAUGGUUUUAAUGAAUUACUUCUGCAACAAGAUCUUAAAACCUAUUGAUGGCUCCUGCUGCCUCCCUCGGCCUCCAUCUACUCUUAUCCAGAAGUUGACUGCUUGCUUUUUCAUUCUGUCUAUAAGCGGUUAUCUCUUGGUGAAUUUUAUUUGCCGCAAUAACCAUCGGGAAAACAAACUUCCCAAAGAUAUAGAAAGUGGCGAGGAGAAGAAGCCUUCCAUAGCCAUUUCCUCUGUUGCCGGCCUGAAAGUCCCAUUUAAGUCAGUUUGUAAAUUAGGCCUCAUCAUGGCCUACUUUUAUUUUUGUGACAGAGCUGACAUAUUCAUGAAGGAGCAGAAGUUCUACACCCACUCAUCCUUCUUCAUACCACUAAUCUUCAUACUGGUGUUGGGAUUUUUUUACAAUGAAAACAGUAAGGAGGCAAAGUUUCUAAACAGGGAACAAACAGAUGAAUGGAAGGGUUGGAUGCAGCUUGUAAUCCUGAUAUAUCACAUAUCUGGUGCAAGUGCUUUCAUACCUGUGUACAUGCAUGUACGAGUCCUAGUUGCAGCAUAUCUGUUUCAAACAGGCUACGGGCACUUUUCCUUCUUUUGGCUGAAGGGAGACUUUGGACUUCACAGGGUCUGCCAGGUACUUUUCCGACUAAACUUCCUUGUGGUUGUGCUAUGCCUUGUAAUGGAUCGCGCCUAUCAGUUUUACUAUUUUGUUCCAUUAGUAACUUUCUGGUUUGCUGUCAUCUAUGGGACAAUGGCUAUGUGGCCUCAGAUUCUCCAGAAAAAAGCAAGCGGCAAUGCUUUAUGGAAUCUGGGAUUGCUUCUGAAGCUUUUUUUCUUGCUCUCCUGCAUAUUACUUUUAAAUUAUUCACAGGGUGCUUUUGAGAAUAUUUUUUCCUGUUGGCCAAUAUCCAAGCUUUUUGAGCUGCAAGGAAGCGUCCACGAAUGGUGGUUUAGGUGGAAGCUGGACCGUUUUGCUGUCUUUCAUGGAAUGCUCUUCGCAUUUCUGUAUUUGGUGUUACAGAAAUGUCAGGUACUUUCAGAAGGCAAAGGAGAACCUCUUUUCUCACACAGAAUCUCAGACUUUUUACUAUUCAUAUCGGUAGUUUCCUUUCUGACCUAUUCCAUAUGGGCAAGUACUUGUAAAAAUAAGACGGAGUGCAAUACAUUGCAUCCUUAUGUAUCAGUGGUACAGAUUUUAGCAUUUAUUUUAAUCCGGAACAUUCCUGGUUAUGCACGUUCAGUUUACAGCUCAUUCUUUGCAUGGUUUGGCAAGAUAUCUUUAGAGCUCUUCAUUUGCCAGUACCACAUAUGGCUAGCUGCAGAUACCAAGGGGAUCUUGGUGCUAAUCCCAGGCAAUCCAGUGCUGAACAUCAUCAUUAGCACAUUUAUCUUUGUUUGUGUGGCCCAUGAGAUCUCCCAAAUUACCAACGAAUUAGCACAGAUCGCCAUUCCUAAAGAUGGCUCAGCUCUGCUGAAAAGAUUACUUGGUGGGGCUGGAUUUCUAGUAGUUCUUCUUCUGUCUGCUCAGGAGUCCAAACUUUAACUUUCCCCUCAGACAGGAAAAUGUUUUCUGUAAUAUGGGGAGCAAUACAAAUUGUAUUGUAGGAGCCGCAUAUGUUGCACAGGAAGAUUAUUCUUUUGUGUCAGAAAUUGUGUAUAAAGCUGAUCAGUUAUGAGUUAAUUAUUGAUAGUUUGUUUUGAUGGGUGGAGGGACACUGAAAAAUGAAAGGCAUUUGGUUGGUUAUUUACUAUUUAUUACAAUUAAUUCUUGUGUCAUGAAGCCCUCAAACUGUUGGUCAAUUAUGAGUUUUAUGAGUGAAAUUUUUCUAAAAUUAUUUUACCAUCUGGAGGGCAGGUACCACUUUCAGAACAAAAUAUGAUUGUACAGUAAAGGGUAUAGAUUUGUAUCCUUGUGAAAUUACAUUAAUGCAUAGUAGUAAACAAUAUUUAGAGGUAUACAAGUACUUAUCUAGUGUUCAUUUGUUUAUUUGGAAAUUAAUUCUGUAUAUUUUAGCUUACUUGUACUUUUCAAAGAAUUGCAAUAAAACAAAAUGUUACAGAUUUGUUCUUGCAUACAUGGUAAUGCAUGUGCAGAAAUUAAAUCCAGUGACAGCAAAGCUUAAUGAGCCAAUGUCAAGCAUGUGGCAGUUAUCUGUGGUUCUUGUGCAUUGCUACAUACCUAUAGGUCAAAGCAGUAAUCCCACUUCCCUAAAGACUUUACUGUAAGCCUCAUUCAAUGACACUAAUGCCCUUUACUGUUGAACAUUGUGAUCUCAAGAUAUUUCCCUUAACUCAUAGUCAACUGUUGUAAUGCCAGUUUGAACUUUAAAUAGCCUUUUUAACACAAGGAAAUACCACAAAAAAAGGUAGGUAUUCUAGAUUUACAUGUAUCUCUACCUUGGGAUAUUGAUAAGUUUGCACUGGAAUUAGUGGCAUUUUAUCCACAAAUAUCUUGAACGGGUAUAUAAAACUCCAAUUUAGAUUAAAAAAAAUUACAAAUCAAAUUUUAAUUUAAACUUUUAUACAAACUAAUAUGCUUAUGUUAUAAUGCAACUAAGACAUUUAUAUGUACAGUUAUUGUUUACUUAUUUACAUGCUUGUACAUUUGGUUAACUUGUUGAAAAUCUAUUUUAAACAGUGGUUUAUUCUUUUACGAACCUUGGGUGUUUUAUAUUAAAAGAAAAAAAAAGUCAUACAUGGAGAGAUGUUCUAAGUAAAUGUUUUUGUGAUUUCCUAUAAUGUGAAAUGUGACCAUUUUUAUUUAUAAGAGCCUUUUCUGUUUUACACUCUAUUGUUUAUGAUAAAGAUUUCUUGUAAUAGA